CGCAAUCUCAUUGCUGUUGUUUUCUGCCUGUUUUACUCGGCGCCGUGUGCCAUCUUAUCUAUCUGUCCGUGCUUUGAGUGGCUGGUGGUCGGGCGAUUGCCAUCAUGACGCGAACCGUCGUGUACGGCAGCGCGCUUGUCGCUGUGGUUGCGGCAACCGCCAUGACCCUCACCGCAAUCCUCUCCCCGCGCUGGGUCUCGUACACGGUCGCGGCCCCCGCGGGCGGCACCGUCACCGACACCAUCGGGCUGCAUCACCGCUGCGCCUCGUCGACGGGCCGCUGCUUGCCCUUCCCCGACGAGGCGCGCUGCCAGGCCGGCGGCAGCGAGGGCCGCGCCUUCUGCUCCAUGUGGCGCUCCGCCGGCUUCCUGAUGAACUUGGCCGCCGUGGCCGAGCUGGCCACCGUCGUCGGCUUCCUCGCCGUCAUGGCCGGCGGCAAGGUCAAGCGCCAGGGCGGGUGGAAGGUGCUCGGCGGCAUGCUGGGGGCCGUCGCUGCGGCCGAGUUGGUUGCGAUGGCUGUUGUGGUGAGUUGUUGUCUUUGUCUAUUUCUGUUCCUGUUCUGUUACCUCACUCCGGUAGUGUUGAGAAGCGCGGCUGACGGGAUGAAGGCGUACCUCUUCGAUCAUAACGAGUUGUUUCUGGUGCCAGGGUACCGGCUGGACUCGUCAUGGUACCUGUGCAUGCUCAGCGCGGCCGUGGCGCUGCUGGCCGCCGCUGGACUGGCCAUCUCGGCUUUUGUCUUGCCGCCGGAGGAUGGAUACCAGCUAUUGAGCGAUCCGAGCGGAGUCUAAGGCCGUGUACCGUUCGUCUCUGGUUUAUGUUCUCGAGUUUGGCGGCACUGUCUCAUCUUUCUGGUUUACGGUCGGCGUUGACAGGGUGAGGAACGUACUAAGUAUCAAGCUGUAAAUGCUCCAACUA
Messenger RNA from Thermothielavioides terrestris NRRL 8126, 918 nucleotides. RefSeq lists its product as uncharacterized. The record is from RefSeq and is a predicted model, not a curated record. The transcript has 2 exons. Lineage: Eukaryota; Fungi; Ascomycota; Sordariomycetes; Sordariales; Chaetomiaceae. The coding region runs from base 105 to 791 and encodes 228 amino acids.